AAAAAGAUAAUAAAAAUCCUGAAGAAAUGUUAUCACCAGAACAACAAGAAAUAAUUGAUAUUGUUAUGAAUGAAAAAAAAUCAUUGUUCUUUACAGGUUCAGGAGGUUGUGGAAAGACUUUUACAUUAAAUGUCUUGAUUAAAAAAUUAUAUGCAAAAUAUGGUGAAAAUAAAAUCGGUGUUACUUCAUCAACAGGUUUAUCUGCAAUGAAUAUAGGUGGUAUAACAUUACACAGUUAUACAAAUAUUGGAAUUAAGGAUAAAACAUUUGAAGAAAUAAUUUCUUUAAUAAAAAAUAAUGAUUAUUAUUUUAAUAAAUGGAUAAAUACAAAGAUAUUGAUAAUUGAUGAGAUUUCUAUGAUAGAUGCUGAAACAUUUGAUUUCAUUGAUCAGAUUGCACAAGAAAUACGUAAAAAUAAAAAACCAUUUGGUGGAAUUCAAUUAGUGUUAUCAGGUGAUUUUUUACAAUUAAGACCCGUUAGAGGAAAAUAUGCAUUUGAAAGUAAAGUUUGGGAUUCGGUAGUUGAGAAAUAUGUUAUGUUGAAAAAACCAUAUCGACAAACAGAUACAGAUUUUAUCGAUG
Messenger RNA from Cetraspora pellucida, 582 nucleotides. NCBI's taxonomy places the organism in Eukaryota, Fungi, Glomeromycota, Glomeromycetes, Diversisporales, Gigasporaceae. The record is from the annotation of a GenBank genome assembly.